Messenger RNA from Penicillium malachiteum, 483 nucleotides. RefSeq lists its product as uncharacterized. Bases 1 to 483 code for a protein of 160 amino acids. The record is from RefSeq and is a predicted model, not a curated record. The transcript has a single exon. Lineage: Eukaryota; Fungi; Ascomycota; Eurotiomycetes; Eurotiales; Aspergillaceae.
AUGGCAAAAUCGACGAAACGUAAUUCGAUCCCGCAGAAACCCGUCGAUAUCGUCUCUGACACAAUUCUAUGGGGAAAGCCUUAUGUGCCAGGAAGCGCGCUUCCCGAGUUGAUAUCAAAUCCUUUCGGCAACUUCACAUUGGUUGGUCAAGUUUGUGGUUACGCGAAAGUCUCCUUUGUUGCCGAUAGCACUGGAAAGACACUCAAACCCGUCAUAGCAACCUACCACAAUUUUUCCGACGAUGGCCAGAAUUUCAUUGAAGGGACUGAAAUAGUGUCAGGAAUCUAUCCAAACAUCACGUCAGUACAUGUGGACUGGUUUUCGAAUUUGCAAUCGUCUGGCAUCAGCGAAAGUUCAAAAAUAACGAGUCCUAGUGCAUUCCACUUCGAUAUCGAUAUCGAGAACAACAAAUUCUACGCUAACGGUACUUUGACUACUACAGUCGACGGUGUCCAUUAUCGACAGCCUUUGAAUGGAACUUGA